UCCUCCCAGCAACUUUCUAAGUAGCGGGGCGGCUGUCGCCAUCGCCCGGCAGAACCUACCACCACCCCUCUGGGAGAGGAGAGGAUCCACGCACAGCGGAUUGCCAUGGGCCUGGCACGGUGCCUGGCAGCUGCCUUCCUCUUUCUCUUCCUCCUGGGUCCGACCACUAGCCAGCGGGCAGUGACUGUCCAGAAGGGGCCUCUCUACCGCGUGAGGGGGUCCCACGUCACCCUGUGGUGCAAGGUGAGCGGCUACCAGGGCCCGGCGGAGCAGAACUUCCAGUGGUCCAUCUACCUGCCCUCGGCCCCCGAGCGGGAGGUGCAGAUCGUCAGCACCGUGGACCCCUCCUUCCCCUACGCCAUCUACACGCAGCGUGUGCGCAGCCGGGGCAUCUUCGUGGAGCGGCUGCAGGGGGACGCCGUCCUGCUGCACAUCACCGAGCUGCAGGAGCGCGACGCCGGCGAGUACGAGUGCCACACGCCCAACACCGACGAGAGGUACUUCGGCAGCUACAGCGCCAAGACCAGCCUCUCAGUGAUUGCAGACACCCUCCUGGCUUCCAUGGCUCCUCAGGCCCUCACCCUCUCCGAAGGGGAUGCGGUGGAGCUCACCUGUGAGGUGUCCACGUCCACUGACCAGCACACCCAUCUCUCAGUUGGCUGGUUCCUUCUUCAGGGAGCAGGAGACCACCGCGCCAAGGAGGUCCUCACCCUCUCCAAGGACUUCAUCCUGAAGCCAGGUCCCUCUUAUGAGCAGAGGUUUCUGGAGGGCAGUGUGGGGCUGAACAAGGUUGGGAACACCACGUACAAGCUCUUUAUCAGGGGAGUGGAGCCAUCCGACCAGGGGCAGCUGUACUGCGAGGCAGCUGAGUGGAUUGAGGAUCCUGAUGAGACAUGGAAGGACAUCUCCCGCAAGCAAACAGAGAGGACUUCACUGGCAGUUGUGAGCCAGGGCAGAGACCUCUCCGUGGACAUCACUGCUGCUGAACGCUCCCUUUCUGAAGGGGACACCUUGCAGCUAAAUUGUGUGGUGGGAGCCCCAAAGAGCAGCAGCAGGCACUUUAAAGUGCUUUGGCUCCUCAACAGUGUGGAAGUGGCCAUGGUUGACCACCAUGGGGUAUUUAUUUGGGAGGAAGAAUACAAGGAGAGAGCCAAGCUGGGGCAGCUCCGAGGAUUCAAGCAGAGCAAUACAGUUUAUGUCCUCACCAUCUCUGAGGUGGGGCUGAAGGACAAGGGUACUUACCAGUGCUCUGUGUCGGAAAUGAAGACUCCUGGAGACUCAUACAGCAUCCAGACCAAUGUGUCAUCAGGCAUACAAGUCAACGUGAAGCCAGUAGAGAGCCACAUGCGCCUGUCUGUGUCCACCAGCACCCCACGGAUCACAGUGGGAGACUCGCUGAUCCUCCACUGUGAGGUGCAGGGAGCCACCGGCCCCGUGUCCGUGCAGUGGUGGCACCUGCUACCGCAGCACCCAGGGCACAGGGUGCUGGUGGCCGCCAUGGAGCAGGAUGGCACCUUGAGCCUGGGCAGUGCCUACCAGGAUGGCCAGACUCGGGGGAGCCUUCGGCUGGAGAAGGACACCUCUCGCACUUUCACCCUGGUGAUCCCCAGCACGCUGGACGAGGAUGAUGGUGGGCAGUACAGGUGUGAAGCAAUGCAGUGGCCCCGAGGCUGGAACUGGACAGAGAAGGGGGAGGCAGCAGUGACGGUCAGCUCCAUGGGUCUCGGUCUGCAUGCCACGCUGAGGAGCCGAAUUGCCACCAUCAGAUACGGGCAGAGUUUUGAACUCUUCUGCCAAGUGAACGCCAGCUACACCCUGGAGAAGGUGCCAGCGUCUGUGCGGUGGCUUUUCCAGCCCAGCCCCGCCGGUCCCCUCCACGAGCUGGUCCGGGUCGUUCCCAGCGGCACUGUGGUCUGGGGGACUGCGCAGCCACACUUCCAGGGGAAAGCCCAGCUGUCGAAGGCUGACACCUCCUUCAGGCUGCACAUCCACAGUGCCUUGCCUGCCGAUGGGGGGACAUACCAGUGUGAGGUGGAGGUCUGGAGGAGGAACACCCUGCCCCUGGGGCAGCCAGCAGCCAGCACCAGGUCCAAUGUCGUGGGGAUAAAGGUGGUGCUGCCAGAAAGCAAGCUUCAGGUUGCUACGGAAGACAGCUCUGUGGAAAUUGCCAGCAGCAACACAGCCAUUGAGUGCAGGAUUGUGUUUGCCCAGAAUAAUUCGCAGUUUGCUGUUACCUGGUACCGCCUCCCUCCUCUGGCAGAUGCAACCCCCUUGCAAAUCAUCAGGGCCAACUACAGUAGCAUACUGGAAUAUGGGUCUAAAUUCAGCUCUCCUGAACAAAAGUCCCGGUUCCUGAGCCAGAGGGUGUCCAGCAGCGUAUUCCAGCUGCAGAUUCUGUCUGCAGACUUCAGGGACGAGGGCAGGUACUACUGUGUGGUGGAGGAAUGGCUCUGGCUGGUGGAUGGCUGGUACAAGCUCGGAGAGGGAGCAUCAGGAAGGACCACGGUGAAGUUCAAACCCCCAGAGCACGGGCUGCAGAUGGAGAGAACCAACCACAGCCUCUCUGCGAGGGAGGGCGAGGAGGUGGUGCUGCCCUGCCGGCUGCAGGGGGCCCAGGUGCCCGGCACGCUGCUCUCGGCCACCUGGUUCCAGGCGAAGAGCAGUGGCCGUGCCAGUGCCCUGCUGACCCUCCGCUACGAUGGCACCAUGGAGUACCCCCAGGAGCGCCUGGCAGGGAGGCUGUACCUCCGCCGCCCCUCCGCUGGCGACUUCAGCCUGACGCUGAGCAGUGUGGAGAGGGGAGAUGCCGGGGCGUAUUACUGCCAGCUGCAGCAAUGGCAGCAGCAGAGCGAGGGGAAGGACUGGGCUCUGCAAGCCUCUGCAUGCUCGGGGUACACCCAGCUCACCACCAUCCCGCCAGAGUCAACUGUUUUGUCCCGGAUCUGCUCAUCUCCAUCACUGCUGAACUUCAUCUUAUACUUACCACUGGUUCUGAUCCUUCUCCUGGCCCUUGCUGUCUUCUGCUGUUACUGCAAAUUCAGGAAAAGCAAGAAGGGCAACAUCACAGGAAGCCAGCUGAUGGAACUGGAAGGGGAUGGAGAGGUCAAGAAAACUUAGCUGGUGUGUAGAGGCAGAUGUAACUUGGAGCAGCAGAGCUGGACAGCUGAGGACUGUACUUGCAGAGGGGCUUUUUAUUGUUUUGUAGUAGCUCUUGCAACAAAUCCUUGAAAUUGUGUGUUUGCUUUUGAUGGAA
This is a messenger RNA of Corvus hawaiiensis (hawaiian crow), 3253 nucleotides long. It is a transcript of the gene CD101, whose product is annotated as CD101 molecule. Bases 106 to 3117 code for a protein of 1003 amino acids. The record is from RefSeq and is a predicted model, not a curated record. The transcript is spliced from 9 exons. NCBI's taxonomy places the organism in Eukaryota, Metazoa, Chordata, Aves, Passeriformes, Corvidae.